Molecule: messenger RNA, 779 nt
Organism: Musa acuminata AAA Group (dessert banana)
Lineage: Eukaryota; Viridiplantae; Streptophyta; Magnoliopsida; Zingiberales; Musaceae
Product: putative calcium-binding protein CML19
Exons: 1
Coding region: 69-677 (202 amino acids)
Molecular function (GO): calcium ion binding
Source: RefSeq, a predicted model, not a curated record
CACGAAGCUCCCUCGAACUUUCAUGGCGUACCGGCUCUCGACGUAAUCCCUCUUGCACCGCAACUUCCAUGCAAUUUACGACCCUCAUCUUCGUGUGCAUAUAUAUAGCAUCGCUUAAUCCACAGACGAUGGCCAUGGCAACCAUGUCUUCUAAGCUAUCCAAAUCCCUCUCUCCUAAGCGAUCCAAGCUUAGUCUGCCGCUCUGUUGCAGCCAGGCUGAUGCCGCUGCCCCCGUGGCCUCGCCUCCCCCCUCCUCCCCACGCAGGGAUCGCGUCGAUGAGCUCCUCCAAGUCUUCCGCCACAUCGAUCAAGAUCGGGAUGGGAAGAUCUCCGGCGUGGAGCUGCUCGGUUUCUUCGGCUCCAUAGGCGAGGAGAUGCCGAUGGAGGAGGCGGAGGCGGCGAUCGCCUUGCUCGACUCCGACGGCGAUCGGCUUCUGGACUUUGGGGACUUCCUGAGGAUGAUGGAGAGGGAGGAGGAGGAUGACCUGAGGCGGGCGUUCGAGAUGUUCGAGGUGGUGAAGGGGUCGGGGAGGAUCACGCCGAAGGGGCUGCAGAGAAUGAUGAGCCGGCUCGGCGAGGAGAGGUCGGUCGAGGACUGCAAGGCCAUGAUACGGGCUUACGACCUCGACGGAGAUGGCGAACUUGACUUCCAAGAGUUCCACCAGAUGAUGAGUUAGAGUGUAUAUAUAUCUACUCAUCAUCUAAGUAGCUUAAAAGCUUGUAAAUUAGGCUAUACUAUAUGAAUAACAAUGAAUCCUCGCACUAUAUCUAAGUUUUAA